Phaedon cochleariae (mustard beetle) is the source of this 4335-nucleotide messenger RNA. The record is from the annotation of a GenBank genome assembly. Lineage: Eukaryota; Metazoa; Arthropoda; Insecta; Coleoptera; Chrysomelidae.
CGUCAGUCGUCAACUAGUGAUUUGGGAAUUUCAUCUGAAAUUUCUUGUAAUAUAAUGUUGGAAAUUGCUAUUAAUGAUCUUGGACUUGUAGUGAUAUAUUGUUACAGCGGAAAAAUGUUCUGAAAAUUGUUGACCUAAAUGGAUUUAUACAUAUUAUUCUCGAUUGUUGACCAUGGAUGUAUGUGAGAAGAAGAAACGGAAAUUGCAUCCCAGGGAGAGGGCUAAUUUUCUAUCAAGAAUAACUUUUUUUUAUACCAGUGGCAUAUUCUGGAGAACAUACAAAGAGGGAACCCUGGAACAGAACGAUCUGUAUGAUGUUUUGGAAAAUUGCCAAGCUGAAAAUUUAGAUGCGAGCUUGGAAAAACACAUGAAGAAUGACCAUGCUAAGCAUGGAGCGAUCUCCAUCUACAGAAUAUUAUGGUCAUGUUAUGGCAUUGAAUAUCUGUCAAUCGGGAUUGUCCAACUCAUCAUCAGAACUUUAGUUAUCAUCACCAUUCCAAUGACACUGUCGAAAGUGGUCCUAUACUUUCAACCAGGUCAAACCGAACUCACAAAAAAAGAGGCAAUAUUACUAGGGACUCUACUUAUUCUGCUCAAUUUGAUGAACGUCACUUAUAUUCACAACUACCUACUCCGCCUUUCAGAAUUUGGGAUUAGAGUAAGGACGGCUUUUUGUUCUGCCAUGUACAGAAAAUGUUUGAGGUUGACUCCAUCUUGUCUAUCUGAGAUCACUGUAGGUAAAAUUGUAACGCUGAUGACAAAAGAUGUAACUACCUUUGAGUCGAUAAUUUUUUAUGGAAACGAUACAUGGAUUGGAAUAACUCAAGGUAUCCUAGUGUGCUGUUUGAUUUACUAUAGGAUUGGAUCUGCAUCGUUUUUUACGAUUGGAUUCUUCAUUCUUGUGAUACCAGUCCAGGUUUAUAUUGGAAUAAUAGUGAGCAAACUGAAAAAAUAUUCUUGCAAUAAGACUGACGAAAGACUGCAAACAACGAAAGAAACUUUCACUGCCAUCCAGACUAUAAAAAUGUAUGCCUGGGAAGAGUAUUUCGAAAAUCAAAUAUGUGGAGCAAGGAAGAAAGAAAUCACUAGCAUUUUGAAAAUAUUCCUGGUCAAUACUGCUUCUCUGCUACUUGGAACCCUAACCUCAAAAAUAGCAUUCUAUUUACUAUUGAUGACCUGCAUCUGGUUUGGUGAAAACCUGUCUGCAGAACUUAUCUACUACCUGAUGACACUAUUCUUGAGGAUCAGGCAUGCCCUUACCGUUGCCAUACCCAAAGGUGUAGUAGUAACAGGUGAACUAGUAGCAGCUAUCGAUAGAAUUGAAAGUUUACUGAACGCUAACGAAAUCCAGGAGCAACGUGAAAAUAGAAAAAUAUACCAAGAAGAACCUAGGAUACUUCUCACAGACCUGACAAUAGCGACCGAUCGAGAAGUAAUCUUGGAAAAUACCACUCUGUGUAUAGGCUCAGGGCUCACUGUCAUCACUGGACCUGUGGGGUGUGGUAAGACAAGUCUUUUGAAGGUUUUACUGGGGGAACACCCAGUGCGAGAUGGCAAAGUGAACAUUAUUGGCUCAAUAAGUUAUGCUUCACAAGAUCCUUGGAUAUUCCCAUCUAGUUUGAAGCAAAAUAUAGUAUUUGGAGAAACAUUUGACUCUUCUAGGUAUGAAAAAGUUUUAGAGGUUUGUGCACUGAAUUUUGAUAUCGACCAGUUCGAAUUUGGUGACGACAUUAUAGUUUCAGACAAGGGUACCAACUUGAGCAAAGGACAAAAGGCAAGAGUUAACCUUGCCAGAGCUGUCUACAAACGUGCAGAUAUCUAUCUUUUGGAUGACUGUUUAACAUCUGUAGAUGCCGCAGUGCGAAGAUUUAUUUUCGAGAAUUGUAUCAAAGGUUUUUUGAAGGAUAAAACUUGCAUCUUUGUUACACAACGACUAGAAAAUUUGAGCAAAGAUGACAAAAUACUUUUCAUACAAAAUGGAACUAUCGACGUAAAUCACGAAAUUGCAGCGAAAGAUGGCAUCGAUUUCUUCCCCAAUGAUAUAAGCGCGAUUUCAAAAUGUGAAGGAAUCAAUAACAACAUAGUUGAGGAAAUUGAAGAAAACCAGCAAGAGACAACAAAGCUACUACAACAAUAUACAAGAUAUAACAAUAUUUACAGAGAAGAAAAUUCAUCUGGGAGAGUUAUUUGGUCUGUUUAUGGAGAAUACAUCAAAUAUGGCGGUGGUUAUAUAAUCUUCUUCUUCAUAAUACUAUUCUUCAUCAGCAAUCAGUUCUCGAAGAGCUAUACAGAAAAAGUUCUCAGCAAUUGGGUCGAUGAAAUGAAUGAAGAAGUAACACCUCGAAUUCUGACCAAGACGAGCGUUUCUUCAGCAUCUUCCAUUUCUAUGGUCUAUUCUAUACUUACUUUGGCCACCAUCAUAGUUUCUGUAGUAACUUCAUGGGCAUUUUUCAGUUUCACUAAGAAAGCAUCUCUAGGUCUGCACAAUUCAAUGACCAAUAGUGUUAUCAACGCCACCAUGAAAUUUUUCGACGGAAAUCUUAUCGGGAAUAUCCUCAAUAGGUUUUCCAAAGAUUUGAGUGUGAUUGACGAACAGUUUCCUUCAAUAGUGUUCGAGUUUCUAGAGAUCUCGUUUGGGUACGUGGGAAUAGUUGUGCUGAUAGCCACUGUGAAUGUUGUUUUCCUUGCACCAAUGUUGAUCAUAUCACUCAUAUUAUUUUUGCUGAGGACCUUCUAUGUGCCAACUGGUCGAAGUCUUCAAAGACUGGAUUUAUCGACUAGGAGUCCAGUUAUAGGAUACCUGAAUGCAUCUCUGGAAGGUUUACCAACCAUAAGGGCAUUCAGUGCCCAACCAAUUUUAUCCAUGGAAUUCAAUAGGCAUCAGGAUUUAUAUACAUCUGCUACCUACACUUCGAAAUGCUGUCAAAGAGCUUUUGGUUAUGCUCUGGAUAUUUGUUGUACUGUAUUCGUGGCAGUGAUCAUCGCAGUAUUUCUGGCAGUUGAUACAGGGAGUUCUGUGGGUGAUAUUGGGCUUGGUAUCACCCAAGCUUUCACUCUGUCUGGCGUUGUACAGUAUGGCAUAAGGCAAUGGGCAGAGUUGGAAACAAAAAUAACUUCAGUAGAGCGGGUUAUGGAAUAUACGAGAACAGAAAGAGAACAGAAAGAUGGUGAAAUUCCUGGUACCGAUUGGCCUAUAGACUGUUCGAUUGACUACAAGAAUGUCAGAUUGACUUAUGCUUAUGGGAAAUUGUGGACUUUGAAAGAUAUCAACUUGUCGAUUCAUGAUCAAGAGAAAAUAGGGAUUGUUGGACGCACAGGAGCUGGUAAAUCUUCAAUAAUAUCAACUCUCUUCAGAUUAUACAGUUACGAAGGCCAAAUCACAAUUGGAAAGGCAGACAUACAAACGAUACCCUUAACCUUCUAUCGCUCUAAAAUAGCCAUAAUACCUCAAGAGCCCCUACUGUUCACCGGCACAAUCAGAGCCAACAUAGACCCAUUUCACCGACAUGAAGACGAAGACAUUUGGAGAGCCAUAGAAAAAGUAAAGCUGAAACACCUGGUACCAACUCUCACCACAGCUGUAGUUGCUUCUGGGGACAAUUUCAGCGCUGGCCAGAAGCAACUGAUGUGUCUAGCAAGGGCUCUAGUGAGCAGAAGCAAGAUUAUUGUCAUGGACGAAGCAACAAGUGACAUGGACAGAGAAAGUGACGCUGUUAUAAGUGAGGUCAUCAAGGAGAAUUUCCAGGCGUGUACAGUUGUGAUUAUUGCGCACAAACUACAGUCAGUAUUGGGCUGUGAUAGGGUCAUGGUGGUGCAGUCUGGAAAGAUUGUGGAAUUCGAUAGUCCAAAGGUGUUAGCAAGGGAUGAGAAUGGACACUUUCGCAAAUUAUUGGAAAAAGCUGGCAUUGAAAACAUAUUUGAAGAAAAGACAUGAGAAUGUUUUCUUAGAAUCACUGCAAGAAAAUAUUCAUUUUUGUUCUUAUCUUUGUUGAUCCACUAGGGACCCAGUCUUCGAUAUAUUAUAUUUCUUCGCCUGACUGAUGAGACCCAGAAGGUCGAGAACUCACACAUUGCACCCUAAAAUAUCGUUGGGUUGAGGUGAAACCCGAAUCUCAGUUUACUGCUUCGGAUUCAUUAGACAAAAGCAAAAGGACUUUUGGAACUUUGCAAGUUGCCAACGAUAUUUUAGGGUGCAAUGGGUGAGCUUUCGACCUUCCGGGUCUCAUCAGUUUGGCGAAGAAUCCUAAGAGCUAAUUUGAUUAGUAAUAUUAUAUCUCUUUUUUGAAAAUUCAACAGUAUUAUUUGUAAGAACUGAAAUAAAACGUAUCAACUGAG